AUGAUUGUGAUGUGUUGUCGGUCUUGCUGUCAUAGCGACAUUGAUGAAAAUCGACGAACGGCCAGCCAACGUGUCGCAGAUAUGGAGGGAAUACGAAAGCUGCGUCCUCGACCCAAACUUCGCUUUCAACAUCGUUUAGCUUUUCUUGUCGUAUGUUUCGUGCUACGUAGCGUAGCUACUGCACUCUACGCUACAGCACCCGCCGGAGACAAUGACAGUCGAAUACUGGCUGCUCUUUGUGGCGCGUCACUCGCAUUUCUAUUCCUCACACUUAUAUUAGACUUAUAUCGUUAUUCGGUAUGGUGGCAUUACACGCCACAAAAUGAUACUCAUUGCUAUUGCCGAUCGAGGAAACAUGAACGAUAUAUACCAUAUCACUUGAUAGGCGAUGAUCGGGAUGCAAAUAUGUUAGGCGAUCGGCCGUGUACGAAAGAAGAUUCAUGUCGCAAGACGAGACUCGAUCAUAUUACCGUUUUCCAUUCGCGCGACUAUAAGCCACAGCGUCGUUGGCGAGACGUGAAGGAUGAUCCGGAUAAUAACCAUACAUUUCGUUGCACAAAAUGUGAUAAGAAAGGCAAUAAGCCGCAUUAUAUCGGGUUUCAUACCACUACACCCGAAGCUGCCAAAUCCAUUGCGCGCAGUCAUUUUCGACCAAGCUGGAAAGGAAUGCUUGGCGCCGGGGUGUAUUUCGCCCGUUCACCCGCAGUGUCAAUGGGAAAGGCGAACCAUAGGGGCGCUUGGAUUGUUGCCGAGAUCCGUAUGGGGCGAGUGUUUGAAAUUGAACGACCACUUAUUAUGGGCGGAAGCCAGACGUACGAUGCUGAAAAAGCCGACUUUGUUAGAUUGUCAGCAUGGCACACAGAAUAUGAUACGUGCUAUCUCGUGCACAAUGAAGAUAAUCGCGAUGAAUUUUGUAUUAAAGAUCCAGCGACGCAAAUCAUAAAAUGGACGAUCGUGGUCCAGAAAGAAUUUGACAGCAAAGUGGCAAGCUAUGGACUCGAUACAGAAUUCGACUCGACCGAAUGUUAUUGUAUUUAA
This is a messenger RNA of Didymodactylos carnosus, 1038 nucleotides long. Lineage: Eukaryota; Metazoa; Rotifera; Eurotatoria; Philodinida; Philodinidae. The record is from the annotation of a GenBank genome assembly.